UUUAAUGAGGAUUCCGUGGGGCUUUUGAUCUUUUUCCCCAUUCCUCGUUUCUGUACGACCCUUCGGGAAUCGGCAAUUGAAAUUUCAGUCACCACCUUAUACACAUAAAUGCAUGUGGCAUUUCGCUACAUAUUCGUUUCUCUUAGCACAGCUUGGUGUGAGGAUUGGCCGUGCAAGUCACUUAGGCUUUUGCACUGGAGCCCGUGUGAAAAGAAAACGAGGCUUUGGGCAGGAAUUCGUACGACGUUAAAGUUGCAAAGCCCCAUGUACUGUUUUCCAAGCUCUAUGUCUCAAUUACCGAAAGCCAUUAUCAUAUUACACAGCGCUGAGUCACGAUAAGCUAUAUAUAGCUCGAGGCUUGAGGUGUUGUUUUGGU
Molecule: messenger RNA, 376 nt
Organism: Williopsis jadinii
Lineage: Eukaryota; Fungi; Ascomycota; Saccharomycetes; Phaffomycetales; Wickerhamomycetaceae
Exons: 1
Coding region: 109-339 (76 amino acids)
Source: RefSeq, a predicted model, not a curated record